AUGCUUGUGCAGGUUCCAGGUCAACCUGCGGGCGGAGGUGUUCCAGGCCAGGCUCAGGCUGCUAAUGUGCAAUGUCCCUCGCCACUUGCGCACGCAUGCAGAAAUAAUAACGAAGCUUUUUGUACUGCUGUUUUUGAUCUUUUGGAUUUGCAAGCUAAUGCAAAUCCAAUGACAACCUAUAAGGUCAAAGAAAGUUGUCAAAAUGCUAAUCUUAAGCAAGAAGCCAUAAGAACAUGUCCUCGUUCUUGCGCAUUUUGUUGUUUAACACCACAGUAUAACUGCACGAAUGCUACGACAAGAAGAUCACCUAUUCCGAUAUGCUCAGACGACCGAGCAAAUUGUGCACAAGUGCAGCAAUAUUGCACUGUGGAACUAUUCGCUGGAGCAUUAAGAGAACAGUUCAGAAGAACAGAUCACAUAUAUACAUAG
Dracunculus medinensis (Guinea worm) is the source of this 429-nucleotide messenger RNA. The record is from the annotation of a GenBank genome assembly. NCBI's taxonomy places the organism in Eukaryota, Metazoa, Nematoda, Chromadorea, Rhabditida, Dracunculidae.